Messenger RNA from Hirundo rustica (Barn swallow), 1426 nucleotides. It is a transcript of the gene REEP4, whose product is annotated as receptor accessory protein 4. The record is from RefSeq and is a predicted model, not a curated record. The transcript has 8 exons. Bases 127 to 897 code for a protein of 256 amino acids. Gene Ontology annotation, molecular function: microtubule binding. NCBI's taxonomy places the organism in Eukaryota, Metazoa, Chordata, Aves, Passeriformes, Hirundinidae. Gene Ontology annotation, biological process: endoplasmic reticulum tubular network organization. Gene Ontology annotation, cellular component: cytoplasmic microtubule; endoplasmic reticulum tubular network; endoplasmic reticulum membrane.
CGCACAGCGCCUGCGCCGCUCAGUUGCUGCAACUUUCAAGUUUUUUGGAUUCUCUCCCUCGGGGUUCGGGGGAGAUUUGGGGGGGAUUUGGGAGCCCCAGGGGUGGGGCGCAGCGCCCACCGCAGCAUGGUGUCGUGGAUCCUCUGCCGGGUCAUUGAGCUGCUUUUCGGGAUGCUCUACCCGGCCUACGCCUCCUACAAGGCAGUGAAGACGAAAAACAUCCGGGAAUACGUGCGGUGGAUGAUGUACUGGAUCAUCUUCGCUCUCUUCAUGGCCACGGAGACCUUCACCGAUCUCCUCAUCUCCUGGUUCCCCUUCUACUACGAGGUGAAGAUGGCUUUUGUCAUCUGGCUGCUGUCCCCGUACACGCGGGGGGCCAGCCUGCUCUACCGCCGCUUCGUGCACCCCACGCUGGCCCGCAAGGAGAAGGACAUCGACGCGUUCCUCGCCCAGGCCCGGGAGCGCGGCUACCAGACCCUGCUGCGCUUCGGCAAGAGGGGCCUCAACCUGGCGGCCACCGCCGCCGUCCAGGCGGCCACCAAGAGCCAGGGCGCGCUGGCCGGGCGGCUCCGCAGCUUCAGCGCGCAGGACCUGCGCUCCCUGCGCCGCCUGAGCCCCGCGCGCUUCCAGGACCCGCUGUACCUGGAGGAGCAGGAGAGCCCCCGGCAGCCCCUGGCCUACGGCAGCAGCCGCUGCUACGAGAGCGAGACGGACGAUGAGGAGCUGUGGUCGGACUCGCAGGUGUCCCCUCCGUCGUCCCCGCGCCGGGAUCCCAAAGCCCUGUCCCGCAGCCAGAGCCUGCGAUGCCUGAGGAAGAACCCGGGAAAAGAGGGCUCUUCCCGGCUCCUGCGCAGCCGAGCCAAGAGGAAAGCGGCUGCGUCGGAGCAGGACAGCUGAAAAUCCCGGGAAACCUCUGCCAAGGAGGCUGGAGAGGAAUUCGGUGCUGCGGCGUCAGGAGGGAGCGGUGGCUCCCGCGUCCCCGGGGUGGCUCCCGCGCCCCCGGUGCUCCUCACACUGUAAACCCCUUCCGUGACCUCUGUGGUGCCUCCAGGAGUGGGGAGCAGCUCAUUCCCUGCUCUCCCAGACCCCCGCAGCUCGGCGCCGGCGCCUCUGGUGUGGGGUCUGCCCGCUCCUUUUCCCCCGUGCCGUGAACACUACACGCUCCCACCGUCUCCUGCUGCCUUAUUCCCGACAUUCCCGUUCCCCCGGGAGCCGGGGGUGGAUGUGUCCCGUCCCUCUGAAGCCAAAGCCGUGGCCCCUGCCCGGGGUGCCCCCCCAGACACAGACUGACACCCCCAUACUUGAACCCGGAGCGCCGGGCAGCACACGGCUUUUAACGUUCCCCUCUCCCGAAAAAGAGGAUUUUGUACACGGAAAAAUAAACGUUGUUUUGGACUUUGGGAAGGAGGAGUUGUCCCUUCCACGG